AUGGUGACAAGCACGCUCUCGGCCUCACUUGGGCGUGCGCUUCGCAGCGCAGCGCGCUCUCCCCGCCGCCCAUUGCGAUCGUUCGCGACUGCAGUCAACUACCCCCAGCUCCAGACGACGACACUCUCGAAUGGUCUCACUGUAGCGACGGAGAACCAUCCUCAUGUGCAGACGGCGACGGUGGGCGUGUGGAUUGACGCGGGGUCGAGGGCGGAGACGGAUGCAACGAACGGUACCGCUCACUUCCUUGAACACAUGGCGUUUAAGGGCACCAAGCGUCGCUCACAACGCGACCUUGAACUCACCGUGGAGGGCCUCGGAGCACACCUGAACGCGUACACGUCGCGCGAGCAGACUGUGUACUACGCCAAGUGCUUCUCGAAGGACGUCCAGAAGAGCGUUGACAUCAUCAGCGACAUCCUCCAGAACUCGACCCUCGAGGAGGGCGCUGUCGAGCGGGAGCGGGACGUCAUCCUGCGGGAACAGCAGGAGGUCGACAAGCAGAUGGAGGAGGUUGUUCUCGACCACCUGCACUCCAUUGCGUUCCAAAGUCAGCCUCUUGGCCGUACCAUCCUCGGACCUAAGGCGAAUAUUCUCUCCAUCAAGCGCGACGACCUCGCGUCCUACAUCAAGACCAACUACACUGCUGACCGCAUGGUCCUUGUCGGUGCCGGCGGUGUCGACCACGAUGCGCUCGUCAAGUACGCCGAGUCUGCUUUCUCCUCCCUCCCCGUCUCCCCCAACCCCAUCCCCCUCGGUCGCCUCGCGCACCCCAAGACGCGCUUCGUCGGCUCCGAGGUUCGCGUCCGAGACGACACCCAGCCCACAGCGCACAUCGGUGUCGCCGUUGAGGGUGUUGGCUGGAGCUCGCCCGACUACUACCCCAUGCUCGUCAUGCAGAGCAUCUUCGGUAACUGGGACCGCUCGCUCGGCGCCGCGGGCCUCAUGUCGUCACGCCUCUCGCACAUCAUCUCGUCCAACAACCUCGCGAACAGCUUCAUGUCCUUCUCGACCUCGUACUCGGACACCGGCCUCUGGGGCAUCUACCUCGUCACCGAGAACUUGAUGAACAUGGACGACCUCCUCCACUUCACCCUCCGCGAGUGGACGCGCAUGUCAAUGGCGCCCACCGAGGUCGAGGUCGAGCGCGCCAAGAGCCAGCUCAAGGCGAGCCUUCUCCUCACCCUCGACGGCUCCACCGCUAUUGCCGAGGACAUCGGUCGCCAGCUCGUCACCAGCGGCCGCCGCAUGACCCCCAAGCAGACCGAGUUCCUUGUAGACUCUGUCACCGUCGAUGACAUCAAGCGGGUGGCCAACAAGUACCUCUGGGACAAGGACUUCGCGCUCGCCGCGGUCGGCCCCGUUGAGGGUCUCCUCGACUAUAACCGCAUUCGCGCCGAUAUGUCCUCGCUGCUCUACUAG
Molecule: messenger RNA, 1422 nt
Organism: Epithele typhae
Lineage: Eukaryota; Fungi; Basidiomycota; Agaricomycetes; Polyporales; Epitheliaceae
Product: mitochondrial processing peptidase beta subunit
Exons: 4
Coding region: 1-1422 (473 amino acids)
Cellular component (GO): mitochondrion
Molecular function (GO): metal ion binding; metalloendopeptidase activity
Source: RefSeq, a predicted model, not a curated record